AUGGUGGAAUGGGACAUAAAGCUAUGGUGUGGGGUGGGACAUGAAAAAGCUGGUGAUGGUGGAGUAGGACAUGAAAAAGCUAGCAGUAGUAGAGCAGGACAUAAAAAAGCUAGCGAUGGUGGAAUAAGACAUAAAAAAGCUAGCAAUGGUGAAGAGGAACAUAAAAAAGCUGCUGAUGGUGGAGUAGGACAUAAAAAAGAUAGCAAUGGCGGAGCAGGACAUAAAAAAGCUGGUGAUAGUGCAGCAGGACAUAAAAAAGCUAGUGAUGGUGGAAUAAGACAUAAAAAAGCUAGCAAUGGUGGAGUAGGACAUGAAAAAGCUAGCGAUGGUGGAGCAAACUCAAAUCAUGAAAAGACUGAUCAAACCAUGUUGCAAUUGUCGGUUAGAAACGAUCCUUUACAACAGGAUGGUUAUUUCUACCAGAAGAAAGAAUUUGAGCCAGAAAAGAGGAGAAAGUCAAAAAUAGCUAACGAUGGUGGAGCAGACUCGAAUCAUGAAAAGACUGAUCAAACCAUGUUGCAAGUGUCGGUUAGAAACGAUCCUUUACAACAGGAUGGUUAUUUCUACUGGAAGAAAGAAUUUAAGCCAGAAAAGAAGAGAAAGUCAAAAAUAGCUAACGAUGGUGGAGCAGACUCGAAUCAUGAAAAGAAUGAUCAAACCAUGUUGCAAGUGUCGGUUAGCAACGAUCCUUUACAACAGGAUGGUUAUUUCUACCGAAAGAAAGAACUUGAGCCAGAAAAGAGGAGAAAGUCAAAAAUAGCUAACGAUGGUGGAGCAGACUCGAAUCAUGAAAAGACUGAUCAAACCAUGUUGCAAGUGUCGGUUAGAAACGAUCCUUUACAACAGGGUGGUUAUUCCUACCAGAAGAAACUCUUAGAGCCAGAAAACAGGAGAAAGUCCAACAAAAAAGACAGGCAUGUUUAUCCAACAUUUUUCAGAACAAUGAUGUUUCGGGUUUUGGUGAAGGGAAAUAAUCCGCUAAUGAAAUUGAUAAGCAAAUUAGAUGAACCAAGCUCCAAUGUCGUUACAAAACUCGAUCCUUCAUGUCCAGCACUUUGGAGAAAUCGUAAGAAAAUCAACAUUGAACAUUUGUCCUUCAAAUACCAAGAAUAUUCUCAAGGUGUCACAGUGCCAACAGACAAGUGUGAAGUACUUGAUGAAUUUUUAAAAAAGGAAUGUCAUCUUCGUGCCCUUCAGUAUCUUCCGGAUAUCAUAAAGUUGCAACGUUUUCUUUUUGAAAAGUUUCAUCGUUGCUUAGAUCGAAAUGAAGCUGAAAAAUACACCAUUGGAGACUUAUAUAAAAGAGACCCUGACAUAAAACAGCAUGUGAAGUCCUUAAUCAACAGUUUCAAUAUGGCUUGGAAGAUCAUUAGAUCAUCUAUUCCACAAGAUGGUCAUUACGGAAUUUCAAAAGAAAUGAGAGAUAUGGAUGUUAUCAACACUACUCCAAUUUCGAUGUUAUUGCCUUCGUGGAAAGGAUUUGGAAAGUGUUCUUUUGCAUUGACAAAUUUUAUGGUGUCUUUACAUAACAAUUUUAUUGGACGAUGUAAAAGCUUGUUGAAGGACGAUAAAAAUUCAGAGGAGCUAUCGCUGUUGAACGUUACUAAGGGGCAUUUGGUUGCCUAUGAUCCAGAGAGAGAUUUUUUGCCGAUGGUCCUGGCUCACUGUGAUUAUUCACUAAAAGUUGGUGAAGGAGGUGAAGAAACAGUUGUGAAGUUCAACUGGAAAUCUUUAGAAAGACAACUUGUCGACAGAUUUAUUCGGGGAAAACCUAGAAUUACAUCUUUGGUUGAAUUAUUUGUGUUCAGCAAAGAUAUUUGUGAUGGAGCUGUUUUUAAAGCGUUGAAUCAAAAGAUCCCUCAGAUUAAACUUAGUCGACCAGUGAAAGAUCAGAUCUUAAGUGAACUGAACCAACUCACUGAUGUUUGUGACGUUCUUAAAUCUCUCCACAAUGUCAUUGGUUUCUUAUCAUCUGCUGGAGGAAAUCCAGGAAUGCUUAUCAGUGAAUAUAUGAAAUCAGCAUUGAAAAUUGAUCCUAGAAACGGUUUAAAAAGUGGCAAGGCAGAGCAGAUUUGUGAACUUCAACAUGUUGUUGCGCUUUGGAAAUUGUUAUCAUUAGAAAGAGCAAAAAUAUUGACUAGACGUAAACAGGAACCAUUUGACGAUGUAACAGAUAAGAUAAAGACAGCAUUGACAAGGGAAAUAAAGUUUGAAUUAAGUCGUGGUUUACAGAAAAUCAAAAUUAAUCGUUUUGUUGAUGAAUUGUUGCAGCUUAUUUUACUCUUUUUGAAAAAUGCACCAGAUGAACAGUUGCACUGGCCUUUAGCAGAGUACAUCAACGCAAUGCUUGAACAAGAUGGUUGUGAAAUUAUUAAAGAUCUCGAGGAGAGUUUACCAGAUGAAGUUACUGUUGCACAUUCUGUUGAAGCUUGGAAGCUUGCAUGUCAGAAAAGUGAUGAUCACAAUUCAAGAAUGUAUUGAUUUCGUCGACAAUUUUUUUAUUAAUGACGAUAAAUUGCUUGAAAUUCUCUAACUUGAUAAUGCACAUUUAAUUUCAAGCAAGAUUUUUUGGAAGAUAUAUAGGUACUAUUUAUAUCAGUUUACAAAAAGCUCAUAAUAAAAUUACAUCAAAUACAGAAAACAGUUAUCAUUUAAUUAGAAAACAUUUGAGAACAUUAGUAAGUAGUUAAAAUACGGAAUGAAAAUGUUCGUUAUUCUAACCAAUGUAUCGUUAAAAAAAGUUUCAAUCUAUCAUGGCCUCCAAUAUAAGUAUUAAAGUUUUGAUUU
Messenger RNA from Xenia sp. Carnegie-2017, 2787 nucleotides. Its product is annotated as E3 ubiquitin-protein ligase RNF213-like. Lineage: Eukaryota; Metazoa; Cnidaria; Anthozoa; Malacalcyonacea; Xeniidae. Gene Ontology annotation, molecular function: ubiquitin-protein transferase activity; ATP hydrolysis activity. The transcript has 19 exons. Bases 1 to 2481 code for a protein of 826 amino acids. The record is from RefSeq and is a predicted model, not a curated record.